UCGUGUGUAUUGCCGUUCACCGCUAUGCGGGGAGGGGAUGGAGGUUGCAGUUCUCCGGACGGCGCUGCCUCGCGCCGGCUGUCCCGGUGGACGCUGCUGCUGCGUCAGCGGUCCUCGCAGUCCGGCAGCUUCGAGUCUGAUACGCCACCCCGUCGCUGCUCCAUAGUGUCCGGCACCACUGGGCACGCAUCGGGGGUCUGUGGAAGCGAGGAAGUUCAACUGGUGGCGUACACGAGGAGAAGCAGCCUGGUUUUGCUCUCUGCCAUGGCGGACUGCGCUGGAAUACAGGGCAUGGCUAGCGGCGCUGUCGACGUCCUGGACGGCGCUGACGUGACGGAAGCCGUCGCUGCAGACGUCGCCGCGACGGACGACCGCGGUGCACCCCCUUUCGAGCACUUCUUGGAGGAAGCGCGGCAGCGUUGUGCCAGCGCCACCGAGGAACAGCUGGCCGACUUCGUCAAGAAGAACAGGGACAGCUUCGCACGGUUGCUGCGCAUCGAGUCCUGCCGGUUGCGCGGUGCGACCGCUUCCGAGGGCAGCGGGGGUGCCACAACCUCGACGUCGACGUCGGCAGGAGGUCCCAGCAGUGACCGCGACUCGGGUGUCUUCACGGAGCCCGAAGGAGCGAACGCCAAUGGCGUCGCUGGUGGUCCCGCUGCGUCGUCCAGUGAAGGCGACCUCAGGGAAGUCCUCGGAAGGCCUCCCGAACCGGACGCCCUCUCUAUGGGAUCGGCGGACUUGAGGGCGCUACUCAGGGGUUGCCCAUUCUGGGACAGGGCCAGCGGCGCUUUCUUGAGUGACGCCGUGUCCGAGCCCCAGCUGAGGCCCAAACCCCCGCGUCCGUUCUCCGAGUUCCCGACGACGCUGCAGGCUGGCGCGUGUGGCAGCGCCACGAACGCGUUUGGCGGCAUUCCGAGCCGGAUGAGUUCUUCGUUCCACUUCACCACCACGAGGACGCACUUCGAGUACUGCGGGGAGACCAACACAUUCAGGUUUCGCAACCAGGAGGUGAGCGCGAGCCUUGAGAGCAGCUACGAGAGCUUGUCCGAGAGCGAAGACGAGGAGGAGUCCCCGGAUGGCGACGAGCACCACCGCCUGGCAGCGACAACCGCAGCUCGAAGCCCCACUGCGCAGUCGGAGCCCGCAGGGCUGGCUGCGGGUCGCGUGGCUGAGGAGCUCCUCAGCACGGAGCGAACGUACGUCGACGUGCUCCGGCUGCUGGACCAGACGCUGGCCUUCCGGCUGGACCAGGAGAACCGCGCCCACUCCAUGGUGCCGCAGAAUACGGUGGCCACCAUCUUCGCGCCCCUCAAGCCGCUCUUCAGGCUUCACCACGACUUCCUGCUGCCCAGACUACAGGAAAGGCUGGACGCCUGGGAGCGCGAACCUCGCAUCGGGGACGUGAUGAAGGACUUCGCGCCGUUCCUGAAGAUGUACGCCGAGUACGUGAAGAACUUCGACCAGUCCGUCCAGCUGCUCGCCUCGUGCUAUGCCAAGCACCCGCGCUUUGCCGCCGUCGUCGAUGAGAUUCACGCGAUGCCUGAAUGCAAAAACCUCACAGUGCAGCACCACAUGCUCACACCUGUACAGAGAGUGCCCCGAUAUCAAUUGCUGCUCAAAGAGUACCUGAAGAAACUGCCAGAGUGCUCUCCCGACAAAGACGACACGGAAAGAGCACUGGAGCUGGUGUCCAAGGCAGCCGACCACGCCAACCAGGCCAUGAAAAAAAUUGACCAGUUCAAACAACUGCUGGAGAUCCAGGACUUGGUGGGUGGCGCUGUGGACCUGGUGAGCCCGACGAGAGAGUUGCUGCGACGGGGAAAAGUCACCAAGAUCAGUGCCCGCUCGGGCGACCACUUCGAGCGGUACUUGUUUGUGUUCACCGACAUGGUGCUCGUGUGCAGCGUCGUAGGCAGUGGGGCGCGGCUUAUCGGUGCCGGCGGGUACCGAGUUCGCGCCAAGCUCGACCUGGACGGCCUGUUGCUACAGGACGGCGAUAACCUGGAGACGCCCAACAGUUUCCACCUGAGGAACGCCGGGCGCUCCAUUGAGCUCUGCGCCGGGUCACCUGAAGAAAAGUUGGCUUGGAUGCAGACACUCGCCAAGGCUGCCCACGACCUCAAGCAGCGAAAGAGUUCCUUGAAAGUUUACGUUCAGGGUCAAAAGAGCCCCGAGGGAGCCGAGCUAGGUCUGCGUGCCCCCGUACUGGUUCGAGCUGACACCGUGUCCAAGUGCAUGCGCUGUUCGGCGGGAUUCUCCACGUUCGGUCUGCGAUGGAAGCAUCACUGCCAUGCCUGCGGGAUCGUUGCCUGCAGCAAGUGCGUGUCGCGCAAGGCUCGCCUUCAGUACGACGGUGGUCGCGCAUGUCGCGUGUGCGAUGCCUGCUAUGCGGCCAUGGCGCCCAUGAGCGACGACGACCAGCAGCAGUGCUGCCCUCUGCCGGGAUGUGAGGAACUGCCCUCGCCUGCCGGUCCGGUGCCACCUUUCCCGCUGCCCCCGGACAGCAACAGGUACGGCAGCGGUGCGAAGUUCAUACGCGACACGCGUUUGGCAUGCUCAGGUGCCGUGCUAAGCGGGUACCUUCGCCUCAAGACGGGCGGCCGGCGCGCUCACUGGCAAAGGCGGUGGUUCGCCCUUCACAGGGACUUCGUGCUCUACUCCUUCCGCUCGGAACAGGACGAGCUUCCGCUGACGUCAGUUCCGGUUCCUGGUUUGGCGGUGGCGGCCGCCGAGAAGGCCGACGGCCUGGAGCCUCGCAGCUGCGCAGCCGCCUUCAAGCUAUUCCAUCAGCGGAGGGCCUAUGUCUUCCAGGCCCAGGACGCUCAAGAUGCACAGAGGUGGAUGGCAGCACUGGAGAGAGCAUCCAAAGCGGAAGAGCCCAGUUAGGCACAUACAUACCAGACGGGCAACCUAAUCUUUUAAGGAUAAGAAAUCAAUUGAAAUGGUCGCCCGCUGGAUGGGCUCCCUUCGAUCCAGAGAAGUCGGCCUGAAGCAAACAAGGAGUACUCAGCGUGAUGUUGCCUGCUUUCCCCAUCCCGGUGUAUGUUCUAGUCAUCGCUGUGCUCCUGAAAUCGUAGAUGCAUUUGGGGAGUUACACAUUUGACGCUUUCGAAAUUCCGAGAAGGCGCACAUAGUGUGCCGUCGGACCAACCACGUCCGUUUUGAUUUCUAGCCCCCAGGACAUUUUCUGUUGAAGCAUUUUGUACUGCGUGCUUACGACACGCGUUCAGACACUGCCGAACUUGUGAUCUCAGCUGGGCUACGUGGAUAACAGAGCUCUCCGAGCAGGUAAAUGGACUUCAAGAGGGUGGCGAUCGCCUGAUGCGCUGUACGUUUCAUUAUUUCUCAUAGUACAGUUAUGUCUGAUGAAUGACUUGUAAUAUCAGACCGUCUGUUUGUAGAAUAAUGUAUUAUUAUGAUUCUUUAAAACUACUUGUCAUGGGCAACCGCCUUACCAAGUUGUUUUCUGCAGUCUUGGAUACCGAACUGCGCUUCGAUUGCAUUUUCUUGCACACAUGCUACGUUGAGGUCUCUUACUAAUACCGAAUUGAUCAUUUCAUUAUUUUUUAUUAGUACACGAAAACGCAUUUUCGUUGUAGGAUGAACACAACCAGUUCUGAUAAUUGACAAUCUGUCGGUUUAAUUUGAUGGUUUGAUAUUUGUGACAGAAAGCUUUUUACUUUCGCCCGGAGUUUAUUUGCAUAUAUUUUGAUUAAGAUUUAAUGAAGUUUUGGGGUCAAUGAACGCAUUAUCAGAACGUUCGAAUAGCUGAACUCUGGGACAGUUCAUAGGAAAUGGUUCAACUCAUGUUAAGUGAAACGAAUUGCGUUUGUCGUCCCGAACAAUAAAUUGGUAACAUUGCGUCAGGCUUUGUUAUCUGGUUAGAUGCUUGUUAUUUCUUUAAUUUACGCACACUAUCAUUUUACAUUGUCGCAUGUCUUCCGUUCUGUUCUUCUUUCAAUCAUUCAAUCACUCGUCUAACGAUUUGUUUGUGUUACCAGAACACCAUGUAUUUACAAAUUUUGAUCCUUUAAAUAUGUUUGCAUCCUUAUAAGUUGCUGGACAUCAC
Molecule: messenger RNA, 4069 nt
Organism: Rhipicephalus microplus (southern cattle tick)
Lineage: Eukaryota; Metazoa; Arthropoda; Arachnida; Ixodida; Ixodidae
Product: FYVE, RhoGEF and PH domain-containing protein 2
Biological process (GO): cytoskeleton organization; filopodium assembly
Cellular component (GO): cytoplasm
Molecular function (GO): guanyl-nucleotide exchange factor activity; metal ion binding
Source: RefSeq, a predicted model, not a curated record